Messenger RNA from Brugia malayi, 1329 nucleotides. RefSeq lists its product as uncharacterized. Gene Ontology annotation, biological process: transmembrane transport. The coding region runs from base 1 to 1329 and encodes 442 amino acids. NCBI's taxonomy places the organism in Eukaryota, Metazoa, Nematoda, Chromadorea, Rhabditida, Onchocercidae. Gene Ontology annotation, cellular component: brush border membrane. The record is from RefSeq and is a predicted model, not a curated record. Gene Ontology annotation, molecular function: transmembrane transporter activity. The transcript is spliced from 11 exons.
AUGAAAAAGAAUUCAGCGCCAUUAUUAAUAUUUAUUUUGCUUCUAUUUGAUCUUAUUGCAUUCACUUCUAUUUUACCACUUUUUCCAGCCUUAAUCGAUUAUUAUGGAUUAAUAGAACGACGAGAUCAAUUAUAUGACGGAAUUGAAAUAUUUUGUCAAUUUUUUCAAAAUACCAUUGGUACACCAUCCUCAAAACAUCUUCAUUCGGUUUUUUUUGGUGGUAUUUUGGGUUCACUUUAUUGCUUACUUCAAUUUUUAUCCUCACCUUUACUUGGUGCAUUAUCUGAUAUUUAUGGACGCAAACCAAUUCUAUUACUGUCAAUUGCUGGAACAUUACUUUCUUAUAUAAUAUGGGCCAGUACAAAUAGUUUUAUCUACUUUGUAUUAUCACGAAUAGUUGGUGGUUUGAGUAAAGCUAGUGUUUCAAUUUGCAUUGCAAUUAUGGCUGAUGUUUAUUCGCACAACAAAAUUGGCCAAGGCAUGGCUAUUAUUGGUGCAGCAUUCUCGAUAGGCUUUCUAGUUGGUCCUAUAAUUGGUGUUUAUUUUUCACAUACAGCUAAUGCUGGUAUUGAAUUAGCUAUCGAUGCACCAGCUAAAUUUGCUAUUUUAUUAUCAAUCAUUGAACUUAUCUUUGUUGCACUAAUUUUACCUGAAACGCUUGAAAUCUCAAAAAGGAAGACGUUAAUUAAUGAAGUAUUUGAAAAUUGUUUAUUGUAUAUCAAACCGAGUGCACUUUUUAGAUUUGCUGCUGUUAAUAAACAUUCAGAAGUGAAAUUAAUGCAAUCAUAUGGACGAGCCUAUUUUGUUUAUAUGUUUUUUUAUUCGGGUCUUGAAUUUACACUAUCAUUUUUAACACAUACUCGUUUUAAUUAUGAUAGCAUGCAACAAGGCAAAAUGUAUUUAUAUAUUGGUAUUUUAAUGACAAUAGUUCAAGGAGGAAUUCGUCGAAUUCCAAAUACUAAGCAUCACAAAACAGCUAUUUAUGGUAUUGCAUUUACUAUACCAGCAUAUAUUAUCAUUGGAUAUAGUAGCAGCGCAAAAGGUUUUUAUAUUGGUUUGGCGCUUUAUGCAAUAGCAUCAAGUUUAGUAGUUCCAUGCAUGACCUCUUGCAUAUCAAAUGAAGCGACGGAUGAUGUCAAAGGUGUCACAAUUGGUGUUUUUCGAUGCUUAGGUGCAUUAGCUCGAGCUAUUGGCCCACUUUUUGCAUCAACAGUAUUUUGGCUUUUUGGACCAACAAUAUGCUAUGUCAUUGGAGGUGUAUUAUUAUUUAUACCUUUAUUUAUGCUAAGGCAGCUUUCAUUUGGAAUAAAUGAAAUAAAAGAAGAGUAA